Molecule: messenger RNA, 906 nt
Organism: Helobdella robusta
Lineage: Eukaryota; Metazoa; Annelida; Clitellata; Rhynchobdellida; Glossiphoniidae
Exons: 9
Biological process (GO): cortical actin cytoskeleton organization; actin filament network formation
Cellular component (GO): cytoplasm; cytoskeleton
Molecular function (GO): actin filament binding
Source: RefSeq, a predicted model, not a curated record
AUUGUCGUUCGUGUUCAAUAUUUGAAUGAUUUGGACCCAUUUAAUAAUUCUCAAAACUUUCUUGAGCCAACACGACCUGUACCCAUAACAUUCUGGUUGAACAUACCACUGCAAAAUCAAAUUAAUGAUGUCAAGAAACUUCUGCAGGCUCCACAUAAACUGGAAGAUUGUGCCCUGCAACUGUACAAGCAUCUUGACGGUCAACAGGGUGAGUACUGCUGCUACCUUGACCUUGAGUCCACACUGCAGGAUCAACAAGAUGAACUCGAUGAACUCAUCAAUCAGUUUGCAUUUGUUGUUGUUGUGGAUGUUGUUGGGAUGUUCAAAAGAAAUGUCUUGGUUCUGAGGACCCAGUUGUGCGUGCGUAAUUUGUUGAACUGCUCAGAGAAGGACUUGAAGAGGUGCCUUUUAAAGUUAAAGAGCAUGUUUCAGUUCAUAAUGAAUGAUGGCUUGGGUUGCUUCAUAAAGUUGGGUGGAGAUUUCGAUGGGGCAUGUCUCAUACAGAUCCUCAAAGUGCUCGGCCAGAUAAUGUUGUAUGUGGAUGGAAUGAAUGGAGUCAUCGAACACAACCUCACCAUCCAGUGGCUAUACAUGCUGGUCGAUACCAAUUUACGUUCAGUGAUAAAGAUGUCGUUGAAGUUGUUGUUGGUGUUCGUGGAGUACAAUGACACCAACUGCAUUCUGCUGACCAGGGCCGUCACCUUCGUCGAUGGCCAAUCAGGCAACAAACCAUGGAGCAACAUCAUGAAGCUGCUGCAUGACACCAACAAUAGCGACAAUGAGCUGCUUGUUUACGCCAUGACGCUCGUCAAUAAGGUUACACUCUCAGCGGUCCCAGACCAGGACACAUUUUACGACAUCACGGAUUCGUUGGAGGAGCAAGGAAUGGAGGAGGCGAUGAGGAAG